This is a messenger RNA of Fusarium vanettenii 77-13-4, 2595 nucleotides long. RefSeq lists its product as uncharacterized. Gene Ontology annotation, cellular component: nuclear pore. Gene Ontology annotation, biological process: protein import into nucleus; ribosomal large subunit export from nucleus; mRNA export from nucleus. The record is from RefSeq and is a predicted model, not a curated record. The transcript has 3 exons. Bases 1 to 2559 code for a protein of 852 amino acids. Lineage: Eukaryota; Fungi; Ascomycota; Sordariomycetes; Hypocreales; Nectriaceae. Gene Ontology annotation, molecular function: structural constituent of nuclear pore; protein binding.
AUGCCCAAGGUCAAGAGCUUCUCGGCAGCUUGGCUGUCGAGCAACACCCCCGGUCAUCGACUGUUUGAGCCAUCAGAGGCGUCGCGGUCGCGCGCCUUGGAGGUUGGCUACUCGUCCAGAAAGAAGCCCAUUCCCGGCCCGCGCAGGACCAUCGCACGACGAGGCACCGAGAUCUUUGUAGCUGUCGGGCGCGAGAUCCGCUGGGGAGACCUUGCCUAUUUGAAGGACGAGUGGGCGGCGAAUCGCCAUGCGAAGGGGAGGUCAGGAUCGGGAAUUCGCAUCAAGCGCGAGGAAUCUACUCCUCCUUUCGAGGACGACAAGAACCUGGAGUCUACCGCUGCAUUGAGGGUAAUGCUAACCGUUGUCCAGGUCAUCAAGACGCCAGUUGCCGACGACAUUCGACAGCUCAUCAUUUCCCCCAACUCGAACUUCCUAGCCAUCUUGACGACACAUACCAUACAUAUCUGCGUUCUCCCGGAUCCCUCCCACCUGACCAGCGAUGAUGUUGGCCCUCUCAAGCCCAAAAUCUUCACACUGGGACCUACCACUCAUGUCACUUCCAGGCCUGCCAUUGUGUCUGCCCUGUGGCACCCGCUUGGAGUUAGCGGUUCUUGCAUUGUCACAGUCACGGCGGACGCCAUUGUGCGAGUGUGGGAAUUGUCUACAUCUGAUCGUUGGUCGUUCGAUUCUCCUACAACGUCCAUCGAUUUGAAGAAGCUGGUUGACGGCACCACUCUGGACCAGGACUUUUCGGCGUCUACUUCGGCCACCAACAAGGCCUUUUCACCCGACUCUUUCGACAUGGAGGUAGCAGCUGCUAGCUUCUCUAAUAAGGGAGCUGGUGGAUGGAACCCCAUGACCCUGUGGGUAGCCAUGCGAGAGGGAGAUGUUUAUGCUCUAUGCCCGUUGCUGCCUCAGCGCUGGGCACCCCCUCCCACCUUGAUUCCUUCGCUUUCGGUGUCGAUUGUUACCACAGUCGCCAGUAUCGAGGAUGAUCCCGAGAUUGGAGAACAAGAGAAGCUCCUUGCCCAACAGCAGCUGGAAUGGAUGGGAGAAUUGGAUUCUCAGGAACCACAAAUUGUCGAGGGGCCGAUUGGAGAACCUAUCACGGAGAUUUACACACGACCAUCCCGACCCGGUGCCAUCCCUCGCCUGCAGGGACCGUUCGAACUCGAGUCAGACCCUGAUACUGGCGAUGAGCUGGACACCUCGAUCACGGACAUGCUUAUUAUCGGAAAGAAGACUGAGACAGAGGAACUCAUGAUGGGAGAGGAGGAUGACCUGGACAUGGAUGACGGGGAUCAGGAGGGCCUGUCCCUUGCCGUGGUCUGUCUUCUAUCCACGAGCGGCCAAAUUCGCGUCUACCUUGACAUGGAGGGCGUACAGGCUCAGUGGUUGCCGCCAAAGAACAAGUCUAAGCUUGGACGACUUCUCGCCGAAUCUGACCCCCCUUCGCUUCUCUCCUUCCAGGCAAUUGAUACCAUGACCCCGGUUGAGGUCAACGAAGAGUCCUGGCCGGUGUUCAGCACCGACGUCACGUCUCGUUACAACUUCUUUGUUACACACCACGCGGCUAUCACCUUUAUUUCUCUCACGUCGUGGGUUUUCCGCCUCGAGGGUGAACUCAAUGGCGACUCUGAGGCUGGUACGGACUUCAGAAUCGGGCUCCUCGUCAACUCGCAGUCGGCUAGGGAGCGCAUAUACUCGCAGCCGACCGCUGACGUAACUGUCCCCUUGGCUGCAUGCAGUGUGCUCCGGGACCCUGAUGUCGGUUAUUUCCUCCUGUCAGCCACGCCUUACGACCCGAUCGCUUUGACCUUUGACAUGCCUGAGGUUGAUCUUGCCCCCAUUCGACAGGAGAGUCCUGACAACGAGCGUGAAGCCAGUAUGGCCCCACUGGACUUCUAUGAGCCUCGUCCAGUCUUCAACCCGUCGCAUGCAUUUGACGAAGGCUCCGCUUUGCCUACUUUGCUGGAGAGGCUCCGCACGUCUCGGCACAAGACGGUAGUUAACCAGGAAGUGAGGCUAAGCCCGCUUACACUCCAGAUCUUUACCGAUGCACACAAGGUCUUGGCGGAUGAGACCCAUCGUCUCGGGAUGGCAGCUGCCGAGGUAUUCCGGCGGUGCGAGCUUCUCCAGGCUGAGCUGAAGCAGCAAGUGAUGAAGGCCAAUGAGGUCAAAGGCAAAAUUGACACGAUCAAUGGAGCGCACCGUGACGGCGAGGCAGACAAUGACAUAAGCAUGGAGGCGAGCGUGACAGCGCCAGAGUAUGCAGAGCUGGCAUCAGGCAAGGCGCAGGGGGCAACAGCUCAGGCGAAACAGUUAUGGAAACGUCUGGAAGACAUCAAGCACCUGCAGGCGGAUCUUGCAGCAGAGGUGGAGGCACUGAACAAGGUGGCUGCGGACGGAGACGGACCCACGACACCCUCGGCCGAGUUGCGGAUUCCACAGGAUGUUCGUCGGGCGAAGAUGCAACAGGUCCAAGGCAUGCUGUCAAGGGAGAGUGCCUUGGUCGAGGCGGUGGCUGCUCGACUCGAACGGCUGCAAACCAAUGUUUGAAGCUAAUGUGUACAAUACCAACCUACCUAUCUAUCU